GCAGAAACUCAACCAUUCCGCUGUGGGUGCGAGCCAUUGGUGCCAUACUUCAACCCUUCAACCCACUCUUCAUUGUCAGAACAGCUGGCCCAUGGGGUCCAAGUUACUCCAGAAAGCCAGGCCAGAUCUCAUCCGCAAGUUUUCGGGUGUGGUGAAAGAUUCGGAAGAAGUAAUUCCAAAUUACUUGUACCACUGCAACGCUCAGAAUCCAACUGGUGAGUCGGCUUUCCAUGCCCUCAUGGCUGGCUUUGGCUGGGCGAAGUAUCCAAUGAUCCACCGAAUGGACUCGCUGAGGAAGGAAGUCCCGAUCACCUUGAUCUAUGGAUCGAGGUCUUGGGUGGACCGGGAUCCUGGCUUCCAGAUCAAGUACACGAGGCAGGACUCGUACGUCGAUGUGGUGGUUAUCAAAGGUGCAGGUCACCAUGUGUACGCAGACAGAGCAGAGGUGUUUAACGAGCUGGUGAAUUACAUUGGAGACAAUGUAGACAAUGGUACGCUGCCUAAGAAAAUGAGCAUGAACCCAGAUUUAGUUGAAGGGGAGGAGGCCAGAAAUGCCGGCGUCACCUUGACCAACAUGCUGAAUGUUCGCAAUGAUAACAUGCAAGACUCAACAGAACCAUCAGUGAAGGACAUUGAUUAUCCGGAGGAAAGAGAGAAUGAUGUGUGAGGAAAGGAAAUUCUAGGUUAAUUUCGAAAAUUGUCAGACUGCACCAUAAAGAAGCUGGAUGCAUAAAAUGGGGUUUAAAUUAUAAUAUUAAGAUAUUAUGCAAAUAUUAGUGCUGAUGAUAUAAUCAAGUCUUGGGGAAAAGAAAUCUAGUUUCAAGUGGUUGUAAAAAAACUAACAUUGGCUAUUUUAAUCAUGUACUAAUAUUGCUGUAUCAUACCAUUCCUCUCAAUGUUUGCAAGAUUUUGUAAUCCACUUUUACUAUUUUUUUUCUCCAGUUUCUAUCUACCUCUAGUUCUGUUCUUGAAGCUAUAGGAAAAGAAUGUUUACAGAUGCAAAUAACAUUAGUGUUAAUAACAAUAUAUUAUGCCAGUCAACACUGAUGGGAAUUACAGAAACCCUGUUAUUUAUGUAAUUUUCAUACAGUCCAAUAGUCCACGAAAGGGAUCACCUUUUUUGUUUUGAUGUUUGCAGCACCUGUCUCUGAGGAGAGAGUCUGUGCAUUUGGUGUCCUUUUUCUUUCCUAUUUUCUAAAAUGGAUUUACUCUUCAUUUAUUUUGUUUAGAAAUUAUUAUCAGUAUUAAAAUAUGUAUAUAUAUCAUGUGGAAAUAU
This is a messenger RNA of Penaeus monodon (black tiger shrimp), 1276 nucleotides long. RefSeq names its product (Lyso)-N-acylphosphatidylethanolamine lipase-like. The record is from RefSeq and is a predicted model, not a curated record. NCBI's taxonomy places the organism in Eukaryota, Metazoa, Arthropoda, Malacostraca, Decapoda, Penaeidae. The transcript has 4 exons. Gene Ontology annotation, cellular component: lipid droplet. Bases 92 to 667 code for a protein of 191 amino acids.